Molecule: messenger RNA, 2499 nt
Organism: Penicillium nucicola
Lineage: Eukaryota; Fungi; Ascomycota; Eurotiomycetes; Eurotiales; Aspergillaceae
Exons: 5
Coding region: 1-2499 (832 amino acids)
Biological process (GO): cell wall mannoprotein biosynthetic process; protein N-linked glycosylation
Cellular component (GO): mannan polymerase complex
Molecular function (GO): alpha-1,6-mannosyltransferase activity
Source: RefSeq, a predicted model, not a curated record
AUGGGAACACCACUAACAGGAACGGUCAUUAUUACCGGAGGCAACGGACUACUAGGCUCAGAGAUUGCUAUUGAGAUAGCAAAGAAACAACCCUUUGUGCAUCUAUUGUUGACGGCCCGAGAUAUACGGACCGAUGAUGUCCGGGACCUCAUCGGCAGAAUUCGAUUAAUCGGCCCAAGAUCGAUUGAGGUUCUCAAUCUUGAUCUAACCGAUCUCAAAUCAGUUGCCAGCUUCGCCAAAUCUACAGUCGACCGGGUCCGAUUUAAAGACAUUCCACCCGUGACUAGCCUAAUUCACUCUGCGGUGGCCACAUCAUACGUUGUUGACGACCUGACAUCAGACGGCUACGACCCUGUAUAUCAAACCAACUGCCUGUCACCGUUCUUAUUGACCAUCGGACUAUUGGAGGCGUUCCGUGCCGGCGAUGGCACACCCAAAGGGGGAGCCAAGGUCAUCAACAUUGGAUGCUCAGCAGCAACCUCCUGUGGACAAUUGGAUUAUUUCGAUCGCGACCAUGGAAGACUCGACCGGCAAAUUGGAUCACCCCUCAGUGCCAAAGAGGGCAAUAUUCGCUUUGGAAGCAGCAAAUUAAUAGGCAGUGUCGCACUAUAUGCAUUGCGACGGAGCUUGAUCUGGACUGGACACAUAUCGCUGGACAUCUUCACACUGGAUCCAGGCGGCAUGACUGGCCCAAGCAAUCUACGGACUGGGGCCCCCAUGUCCGUCAAAGUCGCACAUCAGACCCGGACGGGACUCCGGCCUUUUUUGCGCAUGAUCUCCCGAAGCUCCAUGAAUAAGGCCAGUGUGCCUGCCAAGGCGAUUGCCAGAGUCGCAUUCCAGAUCGACUCGGUGGAGAACUGGCAAAAAGAACGCUACUUUAUACUUGAUAGCGACUACGAGGCCGCAUCCGUCAUGGCGGGCUUGCGUGAUGGCGAGAAAAUGAACACCUUGCUACUACAGAUGAUGCGACAGGUUGAUGUGGAAACAAAGGAGAUUGACUCUCCUCCUGUUCGGCCUCGACGCCGUGGGUGUGAUAGCGCAGUCAUGAACAGGCACGUCUUGGAGAAGGGCCACUCCGCCUAUCCCAUCGGGUCGGCCUUCUCAAUUGCACCAAAUAAAUUCCAACCUCGCUCCCAACCUGCCCUUCGACGUCGACGACAACUAUUCCAGCGUCUAUGUCUCCUAGCUGGAGUUUCGUUCGUUCUCGUGCUUCUCAUCUUCCCAUCCUGGCGCGCCGCCAUCCUGCCGACAAUCUCGCUCGGUCUCCUCUCCUCCACCGAAGAUCUACAUCUACAAACGGUCCGUUACUAUGAUUUAUCACAAGUGCAGGGCUCGGAGAAGGGCUGGGAGCGCGGAGAGCGUGUCCUGAUGUGCACCCCGCUGCGGGACGCCGAGUCGCAUCUGCCCAUGUUCUUCUCGCAUCUGCGGAACCUCACAUACCCCCACAACCUGAUCGAUCUUGCUUUCCUGGUGUCCGACUCCCGAGAUGACACCCUCACUAUGCUGUCAAGUAUGCUGGAGGAGCUACAGAAUGACCCGGACCCGAAAAUGUCAUUUGGCGAGAUCUCGGUGAUCCAGAAGGACUUUGGUCAAAAGGUCCAACAGGAUGUGGAAAGUCGCCAUGGAUUCGAGGCCCAGGCAAGCCGUCGCAAGCUCAUGGCGCAGGCUAGGAAUUGGUUGCUGAGUGCAACUCUACGCCCGACUCAUAGCUGGGUUUAUUGGAGAGAUGCGGACGUGGAAACCGCCCCGUUCACUAUCAUUGAGGACUUGAUGCGGCAUAAUAAGGAUGUUACUGUUCCUAGUGAGUUGCGACCCUUCCUACAUGGGGGGUUUGAUAGCAUGCUAAUUGGGGUUAUUUUUAGAUGUUUGGCGACCGCUCCCGGAUUGGCUGGGGGAGAGCAGCCGUACGACCUGAACUCCUGGCAGGAAUCAGAAACUGCCCUGGCGCUGGCAGAUACCCUUGACGAGGAUGCUGUGAUUGUUGAGGGUUAUGCCGAGUAUGCUACGUGGCGGCCUCACCUCGCUUACCUCCGCGAUCCCUAUGGCGAUCCGGAUAUGGAAAUGGAAUUGGACGGCAUUGGCGGUGUCAGUAUCUUGGCCAAAGCUAGGGUCUUCCGUGCAGGCGUUCAUUUCCCAGCCUUUAGCUUUGAGAAGCAUGCCGAGACUGAAGGGUUUGGCAAGAUGGCCAAGCGCAUGAAGUUCUCCGUCAUUGGGCUGCCCCAUUACACCAUUUGGCAUCUUUACGAGCCUAGUGUCGAUGAUCUCCGACACAUGGAAGAAAUGGAGCUGGAGCGAUUGGCUCGCGAGCGGGAAGAGCAGGAGCGCGCCGAACAAAAGGACGGUGCCCAAGCUAAGGCCCAGGAUCCCAGUACCGACGGAGAAUCUAUGAAAGGCUCCGCCGACGGCCCAGCUGCGCAACCCGAAAAGGAUACCCAAGGGUCCCAGGCGUCACCCCAGCAGCUUGACAAGACCGACAAGAUUCCUAAAGCGAAGCAGUGA